GACUGGUAACGCCUGCCUCGGUGUCUCUGCCUUCCAUUCGUCGGGCCUGGCUGUGUCGUUGGCCGUGGAAGGUUCCCGGCGUCUUCUCCGCUGCUUCUUGUCUUCCGAAGCUGACCCUCAUCCCCCGGGAACCGUGACUCGGGGCCGGUACUGUUGUUGCAGGGCGUUGCGUGAGUCCGGGGCCCAGGAACGGAGACCGGGGGAGAGGGGGGGAGGUGGAAGGAAGAGAGGCUGACAACACAGAGCCGUCCAUAGGAGGUGACGAGGAGUCUCACAUACAGGGCAGGCCUGAGCGGUGCUGGCGGCGGCUGUUACCUGAGCGAGUGACGCAGCUGGGAGCAUUCUACUAAUCGGUGCCCCGCGGCGGGCACAGAGGGUCUCCUCCCCGGGCUCUGAUGAUGUACCCGCGGCGGGGGUCCGGAUCUUACCCGGCAUCUCCUCUCACCAGCGGCUGAGCCUCCCCUAUACACCAGCGGUAUGGCAUCACAGCUGCAGGUGUUCUCCCCUCCUUCAGUGUCGUCCAGUGCCUUCUGUAGUGCUAAGAAACUCAAAGUCGAGCCUUCUGGCUGGGAUGUUACGGGACAGGGUAAUAGCAACAAGUAUUACGCACACAGCAAAAACCUUGCUCAAGGGCACACAAGUUCAUCUCACCAGGUAGCCAAUUUCAGGCUACCGGCCUAUGAGCCCCACCUCUUAAUCCCAGCCACUGCAGCAGAGCACAUUGUGGUAACUGCUGCAGACAGCACAGGCAGCGGACCUACGACCUCCUUCCAGAGCAGACAGAUUUUAAACCAUAGAAGUAACCUUUUACUGGAACCCUACCAAAAAUGUGGACUGAAAAGAAAAAGUGAGGAGGUGGACAGCAACGGUAGCGUGCAGAUUAUUGAUGAACGGCCACCUCUGAUGCUGCAAAACAGAACCGCGGUGGGUGCUGCUGCCACAACCACCACUGUAACCACUAAAAGCAGCAGUUCUAAUGGGGAGGGGGAUUACCAGCUUGUUCAACAUGAAAUCCUGUGUUCCAUGACUAACAGCUAUGAGGUCUUGGAGUUUUUGGGUAGGGGGACAUUUGGCCAAGUGGCAAAAUGCUGGAAGCGUAGCACAAAGGAAAUUGUUGCCAUUAAGAUCUUAAAGAACCACCCUUCCUAUGCCAGGCAAGGUCAAAUAGAGGUGAGCAUCCUCUCUCGCUUGAGCAGCGAAAAUGCAGAUGAGUACAACUUUGUGCGUUCCUAUGAGUGCUUCCAGCACAAGAACCACACUUGCCUUGUUUUUGAAAUGUUGGAGCAGAACCUUUAUGACUUCCUCAAGCAAAACAAGUUCAGUCCUCUUCCAUUGAAGUACAUCAGACCUAUCUUGCAGCAGGUGGCCACUGCCCUAAUGAAGCUGAAAAGCUUGGGGUUAAUCCAUGCCGACUUAAAACCAGAGAACAUAAUGCUAGUUGAUCCAGUUCGCCAGCCUUAUCGAGUGAAGGUGAUAGACUUUGGUUCUGCCAGUCACGUAUCAAAAGCAGUGUGCUCCACCUACCUACAGUCUCGGUACUACAGGGCACCUGAAAUCAUUCUUGGGUUGCCGUUUUGUGAAGCAAUAGACAUGUGGUCCUUGGGUUGUGUCAUAGCAGAAUUGUUCCUUGGAUGGCCUCUCUACCCUGGUGCAUCAGAGUAUGAUCAGAUCAGAUACAUCUCUCAGACUCAAGGACUACCUGCAGAAUAUCUUCUCAGUGCUGGAACAAAGACCUCAAGAUUUUUCAAUAGAGAUCCAGACUUGGGCUAUCCACUGUGGAGGUUAAAGACCCCAGAGGAACAUGAAAUAGAAACUGGAAUCAAAUCGAAGGAAGCUCGGAAGUAUAUCUUUAAUUGCUUGGACGACAUGGCUCAGGUGAAUAUGUCUACUGACCUAGAGGGCACAGAUAUGUUGGCUGAGAAGGCAGACAGAAGAGAAUAUAUAGAUUUGUUGAAGAAAAUGUUGACCAUUGAUGCAGAUAAGAGGAUAACUCCAAUGAAAACCUUGAACCAUCCCUUUGUUACUAUGACUCACCUGUUGGAUUUCCCUCAUAGUAAUCACAUAUUAAUGCUGGUUGACUUUCCCUAUAGUGUGAAGUCAUGUUUCCAAAACAUGGAGAUCUGCAAGCGAAGGAACAACAUGUAUGAUGCAGUUAACCAGAUUAAGAGUCCUUUUACAACUCACGUUGCUCCCAAUACAAGCACAAAUCUGACGAUGAGCUUCAACAAUCAGCUGAACACUGUGCACAACCAGGCUAGUGUUCUGGCUUCAAGUUCAUCUGCUGCAGCAACGCUUUCACUGGCAAAUUCCGAUGUCUCCCUACUGAACUAUCAGUCAGCACUUUACCCACCAUCUGCAGCUCCGAUGACUGGUGUCACACAGCAAGGUGUUCCUCUACAGCAUGGAGCAACUCAGCUCUGCACCCAGCCAGAUCCAUUCCAGCAGACGUUUAUUGUUUGUCCUCCAGCAUUUCAAGCUGCUGGCCUUCAAGCAACUGCCAAGCAUUCCGGCUUUCCUGUUCGCAUGGACAGUAGCGUCCCUAUUGUGCCACAAGCUCCUGCUGCUCAACCUCUCCAGAUCCAGUCAGGAGUCCUGACACAGGGAAGCUGUACACCACUAAUGGUAACAACUCUUCAUCCACACGUAGCCACCAUCACACCGCAGUAUGCGGUACCAUUUACCUUGAACUGCGCAGCCGGGCGGCCGGCCUUAGUUGAACAGACUGCUGCUGUACUGCAGGCUUGGCAUGGUGGAACACAGCAGAUCCUACUACCAUGGCAGCAGCUUCCUGGGGUUGCCCUUCAUAACUCUGUUCAGCCAACAACUGUGAUCCCUGAAACUAUUGGAAGUAACCAGCAGCUUGCAGAUUGGAGAAAUGCCCAUUCCCAUGGAAACCAGUAUAGCGCACUGAUGCAGCAGCCAUCAUUACUUGCUAACCAUGUGACCUUGGCUGCUGCCCAGCCUCUAAACGUGGGGGUUGCACAUGUUGUUCGGCAGCAACAAAAUGGAAACGCAUCGGCAAAGAAAAACAAGCCACAUCAAUCGCACAACACCAAGACCCUUUGUGCUUUGGAUGUUAUUCCGUCGCAAGUUUAUUCACUUGUUGGGAGUAGCCCACUUCAUGCCUCCACUUCAUACAACGCGCUCCUUCCUAUCCAAGAGCAACGCCAACCCAUCAUUAUUCCAGAUACUCCUAGCCCUCCUGUGAGUGUCAUCACCAUCCGCAGUGACACCGAUGAGGAAGAAGAUAGCAAGUACAAGCCAGGAAGCUCUGGGAUGAAAAUGAGAUCCAAUGUUAUAAGUUAUGUCACGGUGAAUGACUCUCCAGAUUCAGACUCCUCUGUCAGCAGUCCGUAUGUGGCUGACCACCUUUCAAACCUCAAUGGUGUUUUCAAUGUCCCUGGUAGCAGAGGCGCUCAUCCACACAAUUCCAGCUCCCGCACGAUUAUUGUACCUCCUCUAAAGACCCAAAUUCAUGAUUGCAGUUUGGAUAAUCACUUGUCAGCAGGUAGUCUUGGCAAUACCGGCAAGUUAAAAUCUUCCAUGUCUUCAAAUGGACAAUCCGGCAGUUGCAUUUCCCAAACAGGCCAUCGUUCCCAUCGUGUGGUAAAUGGAGUGCAGCCUCUCAACCUCAGUCAAAACCAGCAGUCGGCCUCAAUGGGAUCCCAAGAGAGAAGCAUGAAUCCGCCACCUCGUAGGCAACAAGCCUAUGUUGCUCCGCUCCCAUCAAUCUCUCAGGCUCCAUUCACUUUCCAGCACAGCAGCCCCUUGCAUUCCACUGUGCACCCCCACCUUGCGGCAGCUGUGUCGGCCACCAGCCAUCUAACCAGCCAGCCUCACAUGUACACUUAUGCUCCCACAUCUGCUGCAACCCUGGGGUCAACUACAUCCAUUGCUCACUUGUUUUCCCCUCAGGGAUCCUCAAGGCACACAACUUAUGCUACACAUCCCAGUACUCUUGUGCAUCAGGUUCCUGUCAGUGUGGGGCCAAGCUUACUUACCUCUGCCAGUGUGGCUCCUGCACAGUAUCCACACCAGUUUGCCACCCAGUCAUAUAUUGGUGCCUCUAGGGGAUCUGCAAUCUACACUGGAUAUCCUUUAAGUCCAGCCAACAUCAACCAGUACUCUUACCUAUAAAAAAAAAAAUCCUGAAGUUUUUUUUUUUUUUUUCUCUCAAAGAUUUGACUGUUAUAGAACAGGAUUUGCUAGAAGCACGCUUGAAGGAAAAGAGGGUCUCUUCCUUAAUGACUGCAUUUUUGUAGUCUGAUUUAAGCUUGUUCAGUGUUAAAUCAUUCUGUGGUUCUGUGUAUUACCUUUUUUGUAGCAUCAUUGGCAUAGCUCCUUCCAUGUAAAGACUGCAUUGCUACCAGCUGGGCCUCAAUCAUGAAUUGCUGCGGACUGCAAUAACAUUCUUCCCUGUUUUCCUACUUUUUUUCUUUGUUUUUAAUUUUGGGGUUUUAGUGUUUUUAUAUAUAUUUUUUCUUUUUAGUGUGAAUUUAAUAUUUACAAUAUAUAAGCUUACUUUUAGAAUUGUGUAACACAUGAAGUAUUCAUUUUUUUUUAAAGCAUUCAAUUAGUUUUAAUUUUUUUUUUUUAUUAUUGGAUUUUCAGACUUUGCAUCUGAAAGGUAAUAGCUGCUUUGGUUAAAAUGCUCCAGAUCAGAAUUAGGAUUUUUCUUGGCGUUAACUUCAAGUUUGCAGUGUCAUGCAGAAAUGUGACAUGUACCUAGGUCUGUGUCCCCGCUUUUUAGAUAUUGGCCAACCUAUUUUGUUGGCUUAGUAAAUUGUGCACAAAGGAACCUAACAUGAAAAGACGAAUCUGCCUUAUGCUAGUGGCAUGCGCCGAACGUGUUCCCUAAGAUCAAUCAACUUGUGCUGUAAAAUGUCUGUUAGUGGACUCUUACUUUGUAAGGGUAUUUUAAUCUUUUAGAAUAUUUUUCGACAAUCCAGAAAUUAACGUACCAUUAUAGUGCCUAUUCCGAGGUCAGUUUUGAUUAUGCUUAGUACACACAAUCAAAAAAUGAUACGUAAAAUACCACUUUCGAAUUGAUCGUACAAUCUGAUCAUUAGUACACAGCUUUCAUCUGAAAUUAUCGGAAGGGACAACUACAAAAGUUUUCUCUUGCGCUUUCGGAAUGUAUGAUUUUUUUGUUUAAUCUGUAUAGUUUUUGUCUGAAAAUACAAUACUUCAGAUUUUUUUUUCUGUUGUACGAGAAACUUGGGGGAAACGCUUCAUUUUCAAUAAGGCAUGCAAAAAAAAAACUCAUUUGUCUAAGGCUGAGUUCACACAGGCAUUAAGAGCAGGCAUUUGAGAGGUGUUAAAAAGGCCCCUCAAACGUGUAUGCACAACAUACAAUAGACGGCAUAUAGUUCACACUAAGCGUUGGCAUUGUGUUGCUUCAAAAUUGAAGCCUCAUGUCGAGUUAGGAGGCGUUUGAAGCCUUUUUAAUGCCUACCAUUCAAGUCUAUGGCACUGCCUCCCAAAUGCACUGGCAGACAGUUGCGGGGCAAAAAGAUUUGUUCAUUUACUGUAAUGGAAAAGGCAUUUGUGGAACAGUUUUAAUGCUCGUCAAUCACUUCAAACUUUUAACUCAUUAAUGCUUUUAAAACUCCUGUCUAAUGCCCAUACUAAAGCUCAUUGAUGCCUGUCUGACGCCCAUACUAACGCCAUACAAACUCUAUAGGAGCGUUAGCAAUUUAGGCAAGUGUGAACAAGCCCUAAUAAUCUCAUUGUCUUUACCAGGCUUAAGUCAUGAAGUAGAAAUUUGGCUGUUAUGGGUUACUGCAUGUAAUUAAUCGAACUGUAAGACUAUACCCUAACUAAUCCAUGGUAUUUAAAUACCUCUCUAAAAGUUGCUGAGCUAACCUUUAAAUACCAUUUACUAGUACGACCGUAAAAUGUUGCAGGUUUAUCGUAAGUGAAGAUGUCUUGCACAAAGCAGACACACUUAAGCCCCAUACACAUGAUCCGAAAAUGGCGCUUUCGAAUCGAUCGUGCGAUAAAUCGAUCGUUGGUACAGAGCUUCCGAGAGCCGCUCAGGACAGUUCAUCCGAUUUUUUUUAUUCUAUCGGACAUGCACGGAAA
Rana temporaria (common frog) is the source of this 6084-nucleotide messenger RNA. It is a transcript of the gene HIPK1, whose product is annotated as homeodomain interacting protein kinase 1. The record is from RefSeq and is a predicted model, not a curated record. Bases 478 to 4137 code for a protein of 1219 amino acids. The transcript is spliced from 16 exons. Gene Ontology annotation, molecular function: protein tyrosine kinase activity; ATP binding; protein serine/threonine kinase activity. NCBI's taxonomy places the organism in Eukaryota, Metazoa, Chordata, Amphibia, Anura, Ranidae. Gene Ontology annotation, cellular component: nucleus; cytoplasm; PML body. Gene Ontology annotation, biological process: intrinsic apoptotic signaling pathway in response to DNA damage by p53 class mediator; smoothened signaling pathway; peptidyl-serine phosphorylation.